Messenger RNA from Tauraco erythrolophus (red-crested turaco), 126 nucleotides. The record is from RefSeq and is a predicted model, not a curated record. Lineage: Eukaryota; Metazoa; Chordata; Aves; Musophagiformes; Musophagidae.
AUGCGAACCCCUGUGUGUGAACCCCCAUGUGAACCCUCGCGUGAGCCCUCGUGUGAAUCCUUGUGCGAACCCUCGUGUGAAUCCCCGUGCAAACCCCCAUGUGUGAACCCCCAUGUGAACCCUCGU